Molecule: messenger RNA, 3594 nt
Organism: Colletotrichum godetiae
Lineage: Eukaryota; Fungi; Ascomycota; Sordariomycetes; Glomerellales; Glomerellaceae
Product: DNA polymerase delta catalytic subunit
Exons: 5
Coding region: 1-3594 (1197 amino acids)
Biological process (GO): base-excision repair, gap-filling; DNA replication proofreading; nucleotide-excision repair, DNA gap filling
Cellular component (GO): delta DNA polymerase complex
Molecular function (GO): DNA binding; 3'-5'-DNA exonuclease activity; DNA-directed DNA polymerase activity
Source: RefSeq, a predicted model, not a curated record
AUGCCUGUUCUGUUGAGAAAGCGAGCCCGCCACGGUCGCGCCCACAGACGCAACUCCAAGGAAUUCCUUGCGUCGCCAUACGUCAAAGGCUGUCCUACCACGCCAAAGCAAUUGUUUCGGAAGGGGCUGAGAUGGCAGAAGUGGCUACCAAGUAAACAAACAGACCAGAAGUUCGUUCCCGGUUCUGGUCAGGCAGGUACCUCGCAACAACCUAGUGACCCCCCAAAUCCACCCGACUAUGAGGUCUGGUUGAUUCAUUCUGCACAAUCCUCCCACCACAGCCAAAUCAUCACAAUGGCUACAGUGCUGCCUCAGAAGCGUGUGCUUGGGGAGACACCAAGCACCCGUCGCAACAUCCCGUCGACGCCCUCGUCCCUAAAGAAACGCAAAGUCGAAGGGUUCUCGUCCUCACCCGCCCGCCAUGUCGGCUCCCAGAAGAAUGCGAAGAAUCUCCCGGGCUCUAGUCAACCCAAGAGCGCCUUCGAAUCAGAAGUCCUCGAGAAGUUGAGCCAAGACAUCUCUGAACUCAAGCAGAACAAUACCGAGAAGGACCAAGCAUGGGAGCGACCUCCUCUCGUCGACUUCAAUCCGGCCAGGGACAGCCUGACCUUCCAGCAAAUUGAGGCAGAGGAGGGCAGCUUACAUGGUGGCCGAGCAACAGUCAAGCUGUUUGGUGUUACUGAGCAAGGUCACUCAGUGAUGCUGCACGUCACAGACUUUAAACACUACUUAUAUGUCGCCGCCCCGGUGGCAUUCCGACCCGAAGACUGCAAUGCCUUCAAGGCCUAUCUCGAGUCACAAGUAGCACAGCACCAGCCUUGCAUUCACUCCGUUGCUUUCCUGAUGAGGGAGAACAUCUACGGAUUCCAAGGAAAUGUCAAGAGUCCUUACCUCAAGGUCACUGUCAUGGACCCCAAGUUCAUCGCCAGGGUUCGGACAACGAUCGAGUCGGGCAAUGCCAACUGGAAGGGUCUGUGGAAGGGCAUGGAUGGUGGUAUCAUGACAUUCGACAAUAUUCAAUAUGUCCUCCGCUUCAUGAUUUUCGGAAUGUCUUGGGUUGAAGCUCCCGCAUCAAAAUACCAGGUCCUACACCAGUCUCAACGACAAUCGAACUGCCAAAUCGAAGCCGAGAUCAAUUACCUCGACCUUGUUGCUCACAAGCCGGUGGGAGAGUGGUCCAAGAUGGCUCCCUUGAGAAUCAUGUCGUUCGAUAUCGAGUGCGCUGGACGUAAGGGAAUCUUCCCCGAGGCGACACACGACCCCGUCAUCCAGAUUGCGAACGUCGUCACAAGAUACGGAGAAAAGAAGCCCUUCGUGCGGAAUGUCUUCUGCUUGGAUAAAACCAGUCCUAUCGUCGCCACACAGAUUCUCGAGUUCCAAAAGGAGGAGAAGAUGCUCAGCGAGUGGCAGAAGUUCCUCAUCAAAGUCGACCCAGAUAUCAUCAUCGGAUACAACAUUGCCAACUUUGAUUUCCCUUACCUCCUCGACAGAGCGAAGACAUUGAAGGUUGGAGGAUUCGAGUACUGGUCUCGACUUCCAAGCAUCCCUUCCAGGGCCAAGGAGACCAACUUCUCCAGUAAGCAGAUGGGCAACCGCGACAGCAAGGCCACCAAUACCAACGGACGUUUGCAACUCGAUUUACUACAGCUCGUCCAACGCGACCACCACCUUCGAAGUUACACGCUCAACUCUGUAUGCUCCCAAUUCUUAGGAGAGCAAAAGGAAGAUGUUCACUACACUAUGAUCACGGAACUGUUCAACGGUACCCCUGAAUCACGCCGACGUCUCGCCCUGUACUGUUUGAAGGACGCAUACCUCCCGCAGCGUCUCAUGGACAAGCUGUCUUGUCUCGAGAACUACACUGAGAUGGCAAGAGUCACAGGAAUUCCUUUCAACUUUCUGCUCUCCAGAGGGCAGCAAGUCAAAUUCAUCAGUCAGCUUUUCCGGAAAGCCCUCGAACAGAAGCUGGUCAUCCCCAACAUGAGAUCCGAGGGUAGUGACGAGCAGUACGAAGGUGCCACGGUCAUCGAGCCGACCCGAGGAUAUUAUGACGUGCCUAUCGCAACCCUCGAUUUCGCUUCCCUAUACCCGAGUAUCAUGCAGGCCCACAACCUUUGCUAUACGACACUAGUCAACAAGAAGGCCAUUGAGAAGUUUGAUCUGAAGAAGGACGAGGACUACAUUGUCACCCCGAACGGCGACACCUUUGUGACUGCCAAUAAACGCAAGGGUCUCCUUGCUCAGAUUCUCGAGGAACUUUUGACCGCAAGAAAGCAGGCCAAGCGUGAACUGGCUGGAGAAACAGAUCCUUUCAAGAAAGCAGUGCUGAACGGUCGACAACUGGCUUUGAAGAUCAGUGCCAACUCUGUGUACGGACUCACGGGUGCGACAACUGGCAAGCUGCCUUGUCUUGAAAUCGCCAGUAGCACAACGGCUUUUGGCCGACAGAUGAUUAUGAAGACGAAAGAGGAGGUGGAGAAGAAAUACUGCAUUGCCAACGGAUACACCCAUGACGCUCAGGUCAUUUAUGGUGAUACUGACUCUGUCAUGGUCAAGUUUGGCACCAAAGACCUUCCUGAGGCGAUGAAGUUUGGCGAGGAAGCUGCCAAUUUCGUCUCUUCCAAGUUCGUCAAGCCGAUCAAGUUGGAGUUCGAAAAGGUGUACUACCCGUACCUACUCAUCAACAAGAAACGCUACGCCGGCCUGUACUGGACGAAUCCCAAUAAGUAUGACAAAAUGGAUACGAAGGGUAUCGAGACAGUUCGACGAGACAACUGCUUGCUCGUGCAAACCGUCAUUGAGAAGGUGCUUCGAAUGAUGCUUAUCGACCAAGAUGUCCAAGGAGCGCAAGACUACGUCAAAGAUACGAUUGCAGACUUGUUGCAAAACAAGGUUGAUAUGUCGAAGUUGGUCAUUACGAAGGCGCUCACCAAAGAUGACUAUGCAGCCAAACAGGCUCACGUCGAGCUCGCUCAGAGAAUGAAGAAGCGCGAUGCAGGCUCGGCACCAGGUCUAGGUGAUCGAGUUGCCUACGUGAUGAUCAAGGGUGCGGCAGGCGCAAAGAACUACGAGAAGUCUGAGGAUCCCAUUUACGUCCUUGAGAACAACGUACCGAUCGACACCCGAUACUAUCUUGAUAAUCAGCUUGCGAAGCCCUUGGGCAGAAUCUUCGAGCCCAUCCUAGGUGAGACGAAGGCGAACUCGCUGCUCACGGGAGCGCACACACGCACAAUUGCAGUAUCGGCGCCGGCCGUCGGAGGCCUGAUGAAGUUUGCAAAGAAGACGCAAACAUGCAUGGGAUGCAAGAAGCCACUGAGAGGCAAGGAGGAGAGCGCGGGGGCAGUGUGCUCGGAUUGCGCGCCUCGGGUCGGCGAAUUAUACAAGAAGACACUGGACAAGACGUCGGAUCUCGAGGUGCGGUUCGGCCGGCUCUGGACGCAGUGCCAGCGGUGUCAGGGCAGCAUGCACUGCGAAGUGAUUUGCAGUAGCAAGGACUGCCCCAUCUUCUACAUGCGUAUGAAGGCGAAGAAGGACUUGGAAGAUGCAGGGAAGGAGCUGAAGAGGUUCGACUUUGACCAGGCGGCAAUCUGGUAG